Molecule: messenger RNA, 471 nt
Organism: Acanthosepion pharaonis
Lineage: Eukaryota; Metazoa; Mollusca; Cephalopoda; Sepiida; Sepiidae
Source: the annotation of a GenBank genome assembly
AUGGUAGCCCGCUUAAAUUCUAUCUAUCUAUCUAUCUAUCUAUCUAUCUAUCUAUCUAUCUAUCUAUCUCUUCCUAUUUCGAUCUAUCUAUCUAUCUAUCUAUCUAUCUAUCUAUCUAUCUAUCUAUCUAUCUAUCUAUCUCUUCCUAUUCCGAUCUAUCUAUCUAUCUAUCUAUCUAUCUAUCUAUCUAUCUAUCUAUCUAUCUAUCUAUCUAAUUCAACUUCUAUAUAUCUGUAUUCAGAUGUCUUCUCCGCUGAUCACAACGCGAGGACUGGACGUGAACUAACAACAUUUCUUUCAAGCCGGCACGUUAUCGUGUCCAGCAUCACUUCCCGUACAAGCACCCUUUCUACCUAUCGCCCUGGCCACUCCAUUACCUCACCACCAUCAGCACUUUCCCGCCGCAUCAACGUCCUUCAGUGGCAUCUACCAUUACGACUCCACCGUCUCUUCCAUUUAUACCAUAAGUGA